Messenger RNA from Uranotaenia lowii, 683 nucleotides. RefSeq names its product histone H2A. Gene Ontology annotation, cellular component: nucleosome. The record is from RefSeq and is a predicted model, not a curated record. The coding region runs from base 10 to 384 and encodes 124 amino acids. The transcript has a single exon. Gene Ontology annotation, molecular function: DNA binding; structural constituent of chromatin; protein heterodimerization activity. NCBI's taxonomy places the organism in Eukaryota, Metazoa, Arthropoda, Insecta, Diptera, Culicidae.
CUCAACAAAAUGUCUGGCCGCGGCAAAGGAGGAAAAGUCAAGGGAAAGGCAAAGUCCCGAUCAUCUCGUGCCGGACUUCAGUUCCCAGUUGGUCGUAUCCAUCGUCUGCUCCGCAAGGGCAACUACGCAGAACGUGUAGGUGCUGGAGCUCCCGUCUAUCUGGCCGCUGUCAUGGAAUAUCUGGCAGCUGAAGUGCUGGAAUUGGCAGGAAACGCCGCUCGUGACAACAAGAAGACCCGUAUCAUCCCGCGUCAUCUUCAGCUGGCCAUCCGCAAUGACGAGGAGUUGAACAAACUGCUCUCGGGCGUCACCAUCGCUCAGGGAGGUGUUUUGCCCAACAUCCAAGCCGUUCUGCUGCCCAAGAAGACCGAAAAGAAGGCUUAAACUGGAAUCAUCUCUACUCACAACCAAACCGCCCUUUUCAGGGCGACAAAUAUGUUUUCAAAGAGUUGGUUGAUGCUUUUAAACUCAUUGAUAUACAGUUGAUAUUUUCAACAUUACAACAUUACAACAACAUUACAACAUUACAACAUUACAACAUUCAACAGUACUGAGAUAUAUAUUUGCACUUGUUUGAUUAGGUAUCAUGUUACUAAAUGUAAGGUUAAAUGUGCAAUCCGUGACGUCACCUAACUCAAUUGCUGUGUAAUUUCAUUAUAAGCUAAUCUUAAACAAUCAGUCUG